Molecule: messenger RNA, 1834 nt
Organism: Heterotrigona itama
Lineage: Eukaryota; Metazoa; Arthropoda; Insecta; Hymenoptera; Apidae
Source: the annotation of a GenBank genome assembly
UUCUGAAAUUUUUAUUUGGAAAUAUCAAAAUAUGCGGAUUAAAAGCAUAGCAAACAUGAAGACGUUUUGGUACACAAAUGUGAUAGAUCUAUUUAUUUCAUUACAUAAACUUGAAUUAUUUGCUUUCAGGAACGGGUUAUUCGGUAAGCGAAAAGACGACAAAUCGGAAAUUCAGGAAAAAAGAUCUACAAUCACCACAGUUUCGUCAACUUAUAAAAGGGAAUCAUACGUCAAAUCAAUGCCUGUACCGCCGCAUAUAACGAGGGACCAACAGGAAUUUAAUGAAGCACUUGGUACUUUAACUAGAAGAAGAAAACACACGUUAGAUAAUUCUUCGUCGAGAUACAGUUCGAGCUUGACUGUUAAUGGUGAUCCUGCAAGACUUUAUGACGGUAGUCCGCAAGAAACCACUACAUCUAUCAUGGGUGAUCUUACACCGAAACCACCAGCACGAAGAUUUGGUCAGACGAGUCCAAAGCCGACAGACAAGCUACCACCGUUAGAUUUCGAAAAUGAAAACUCAAACGAUAGUGAAAGUGUAACACUUCGUGAAAAGAUUCGAGAAAAAACACCUGUUCCUCCUUUACGAAGAUUUGGUAACAGAUCAUCGCAAAGGAUGAACACGAAUAAUCUGGAUUUAGAGGAAGAAGCGGAUCGAUUAGGCGAUGUAAUGAUAUGUGACGAGAAUGAGAACGUAUCUGGGGAUUACAUGUUUAAAAGAUAUUCUCAGGACACAGUUAGAAAGUCGAAUCUCUCGAUAAACAGUUGUGUUUCUGUCGGAAGUACGAUGAGUUCAUAUGGUCGUAAAAAACGAAGAGCACCGCAGCCUCCACGGCAUUUGGAGAAUGCGGAAAAAACAAACGAAAAGAUUACGGAAGGGACUAACAUAGAACUUCAGAUAGUGGAACCGAUCGAUAUAGCAAAAGUUACCGAGAACAUCGAUGAUCUGACGAAGAAAAGCAAGAAUUUAGACGGAGAAAUUCGCGAAGUUAAUUCGAAAGAGGUUAAUAACGAAGGAAAAUUAGUAGUUUCGAUUCCGAAUGCUACGCAAGCAUCUGAAGAAAUUAUUACAGAACAUGAUUCAAUAAAAGUUGUAGAAACUAAUAUAGAAACAUUAGAUAAAAAGGAAAUUUGUACCGAGAAAGAACCAAAAGAAAUUAUAGAAGUAGAGCAAGCAGGAACAAAAAUUUCAGUUCCGAAGGAUCAAAAAAUUAAAAAACCUAUUAAAAAAGAUGAAGAAGAUAUUCAGGUCGAAUAUCGUAGAGCUUCGCAGGAAAAUAUAGAAACAAUUAAAGAUGUCGAUCAAAUAAAUUCAUCAGAGAAUUUUCAGAGAAAGAAUUCUUCCAGUUCCUUGUCCAGAAGCGACAGUUUCUCAGUAAAAGAUGAGAUUGAAAAGAUCGAGAGGCAAAUAAAAGCAUUAGAAAUAAAAAAUGCUUCUAAGGAUUUAGAAGAGAAAAAUUCGAAUAAUUUGCAAGAAAACGUAAGACAUUCGAUUCAGGAAAAUCGUAGACAUUUUUUUAAAAAUAUGGUGGAAAAUGAGAAUGAUAAAGGUGCAAUUAAGAUAGAGUUUAAGGAAUUUCCAAGGGAACAGAAGGACAUUCAUGUGGUGAGAUUAAAUGACUCGCCUAUUCCUACAGUAGUGUCUAGAGAUCCAAUAAAAGUAAUCGAGCUUCAUAUUUCUGAACCUAUAAGACAAAAACCAGAGAUUCUCGAGGAUGUAAAUCCGAUUCCAAAACCCAGAAGACAUAGUGCUUUAAAUAUAAACGAUUCUCAAGCUAAUAUAACUCCAACUGAAACUAAACGGAGCCUCGAGUCAACCAGAGGGAAAUCGCUU